AUGGCGCGGUUACCUGGGCUCGGGCGGUGGCGAGGGGAGUCCGCUCUCCCGCCGCUGCUGGUCCGCGGACGCGCCGGGCCCGUCGCUUUCCCCGGCGGCCCGGAGAGCUCCUCGGCCCCCGCCCCGAGGCGUCCCGGCCAGGCCGCCCCUCCUCAGCGCCGCGCCGCUGCCCGCGCGGGCCGGACCGCCUCGAGCUCCCGGGCCGCCCCGCGGCGGGGGGCCUCUCUCGCUGGGCGCCUGGCUCCCCUCACCCGCUCCCACCCCCUGGGCGGCCGCGGAGCAGAAGGGAGGGCGGGAAGGGCCUCCCGAGGAGAACGGGAGGGCGCGAACGCAGGCUCCGCCACCCGAGCCGCUCCGUUACCGCAGCAGCGACGACGACCAGGGCCGUGUUGUUGCUGCCAACUUGUCGAGAACACACUGAGCAUGCGCGCGCGGGGACCACAUCCGGGUCACUUGUCCCUGUGAUGAAGUUCACAGCAGAGCUGGAAUUUGAACUCUCUGCCCACAAUGUGUGGCAUGGUGCCACCUUGCAACCCAAAUAGCUCUACCCUGAAGCCAGGGCUGGGAGGGCCUCCUGAUCAGAUGCUCAGAGCAGCAUUUCUCCUACUUUAACAUGCACACAGAUCACUUGGGGAGCAUGUUAAAAAGUCCAUCCUGAUUCCUUGGAUCUGAGGGUGGGCUGGAGACUCUCCAUUUUAAUAAGCUCUCAAGUGAGGCCAAUACUGCUGGUUCCAGAGGCAAAGCCCUAGACUCCAGGGUCUAGACCUAUAUAGGGCCUAAAAUCCAAAAUGUAUUGGGAAGGGGAAUAAUGGAACACAAAUUAUUUAGGAGACAGUUCACAGUCAUGAUUCUACCCACCUAAAAUGCUUUUUGAUAAAAGUUGAAUUUUCAGACAUCAUUUCCACUGAAUAAACAUGUAGAGUGACCCUACUGGGUGCCGUAUCUUAGAAUUCAGAAUUGAAUGGCAAUGGACAUGAACUGAAACAGAGUUUACUCAGUUUUUCCCUUCCCCCAGUAGACGCCAGAUCAGACUUACAUCUAGACAGAUUUUAGUCCCUCAGGUGAAUUUCACAUCUAACAGUUUCCCUCAGUGUCACAGGUACAAGAGAGAACAUCGCAAGCAGGGAGUGCUGGAAAUGACAAGUUCAUCAAAAACAAAAACCCUGCCAGGCACAGUGGCUCACGCCUG
Molecule: messenger RNA, 1189 nt
Organism: Rhinopithecus roxellana (golden snub-nosed monkey)
Lineage: Eukaryota; Metazoa; Chordata; Mammalia; Primates; Cercopithecidae
Product: translation initiation factor IF-2-like
Exons: 2
Coding region: 1-465 (154 amino acids)
Source: RefSeq, a predicted model, not a curated record